AUGGGCAGCUGCGUGAGCAAGAAGGCCGCCCGCGCCGGCGCCGGCGCUGGCGCUGGCGCCAAGGGCAAGGUGGCUGCCCCGCUCCCGGUCGUGGAGAAGGAGAGCGCCCAUGCUCAGCUGCCGACGGUGCUGGAGGUCGAGGAGGAGGAGGUCAAGGAGGUGGUGCUGUCCGAGACGCCGGUGCCGCGGCCGCCCAUGACGCCGCCGCCGCCGGAGCCGGUCAAGAGGAGGCAACAGCAGCCGGAGGCGGAUGAUGAGGCGGCGGCGUCCGAGACGUGCAGCGCCAGCGACAGCGCUGCGUCGGUGGCGUCGGCUGCCAAGGAGAAGGAGAAGGCGAAGCUGCACGAGGCCGGAUGGGAGCGGGAGCGGGAGCGGGAGGUGGAGAAGAGGGCGCUGGCCGUGCCGGAGAAAGCGAAGACUACGGCCAGGAGGACGGCGGCGCCGGAGGACAGGGAGAGGGAGAGGGAGACCCGCAAGCACAAGGGCGGCGCCGCGGGCGGCGUUAACGGGCACGGGCGGGCGCGGUCGCCGUCACCCUCGUCGGCGCACAGGAGGCAGCAGCAGAGCGGCGGCCAGGGCCAGCAGCAUCAUCCGCUAGCGCCGCGGCCGCGGCGGGAGCAGCCCGCGGUGGUGUCCGGCAUCGGGUGCCGCAGCGGCCGGUUCUCGCCGUCCGCGGCGCGGCGCGCUGCCGAGAGCGCCGCCGUCCGGCGGACGCACUCCGCCAGGGAGGCCGACAUGGCGCUGCCGUCGUCGUCGUCGAAGCGGUCCCUCCUCUCCCUCACCGCCGCCGCCGCCAUCAACGGCAACGGCAAUGUCGCCGCCGGCCACGGGGGCGGCAGCGCCAGCGCGCUGUCCAGACGGGACCGGGACCCCGGCGAGCGGUCCGGCCGGCGGUCGGACUCCCCGACGGGCAGUAGGCGCGCGCCCGCCUCUCCCAGUCCCAGCGGCGCGAUCCACCGGCCCGCGAGCCCCAUGCGCAAGGCGGCGGCGAAGGAGCACGGCACCCCCGAGCGAGCCAGGCCGCCGCGGUUCGUCAGGGACGGCGGACUUGGCGUCGGCGACGAGCGGGCGGCGGCGUUGGGCGUAGGAGUAGGAGGCGAGCAGAAGAAGCUGGCGGAGGGCGCGCUGGGACAGAAUCCCUCGGUGGCCAUGGAGUGCUUCAUCUUCCUCUAG
This is a messenger RNA of Miscanthus lutarioriparius, 1173 nucleotides long. NCBI's taxonomy places the organism in Eukaryota, Viridiplantae, Streptophyta, Magnoliopsida, Poales, Poaceae. The record is from the annotation of a GenBank genome assembly.